GUGAGAUUAGACUUUUCAGGGACACGGUGAGGAGACCCUAUGCCCGCCAUGAGAGGUGUCAGGCGGUGUAAGGCUUGUCUUUGACGUCGCUCCGCCCGUGGAUGGCUGCGCAGGUGUUGUGAACCAGCGAGGAUGCCGCCGUUCAACGCUCUCAUCGCCGCUGCGACGCCGUGGACAUUUUAAAAAUCAUCCACGGUAUUUUUAUUUUUAUUUUAAACCAAUGAUCGAACCAAUUCGAUUUCCCCUAAACAUUGCGGAUGUUGUUUUUUUUUAAUAACGGUGAGUGUGUGAGGACGCCGUGGUUUCCGCAGCAUCCAAGCGGCUUUUUUUAAUGUGAUUUAUUCACCGUGUCGAUUUAAAGGCGUCUAAUGACAUGUUGUCAUGACAGCGGAGGAAUAAAUCUCGCGAAAGCGCCGUGGAGCAGAUCUGAUGCAGGAGGCAUGACGGGCCAUGGAGGAGGAUCGUGUUGAAGAAGCUCCGAAAGGACCGCACGUUUGAUUCCCCGCGCACCCACGCCUCGGUGAGGUGGACUCGAUACAUGGGCCCCCAGGUCGAUCGUUAAAACCCACGGGAGACGUCCGAACCCGGAUGGGAUGUAAUGUUGUGUGGCCGUGGAGCUGAGCACCGGUCUCCUUCUCCGCUGCUUCGUCGAGAUUGGCUUCUGGUGUCCGGGGAAUGGCGCGCUUUGGGGACGAGGUGCCGGCCAGGUACGGCGGAGGCCCCGGCGGAGGGGGCCCCGGCGGCCGUGGCGGCGGCAGGCCAGGAGGACCCCACGGACAUGCGCACGGACACGGGCACGGACACGGCCACGGCCCGCCGGGGCCCGGGGCCCAGAGAGUGUACAAGCAGUCUAUGGCGCAGAGAGCCCGGACUAUGGCCUUGUAUAACCCGAUCCCAGUGCGCCAGAACUGCCUCACCGUCAACCGCUCCUUGUUCAUUUUCAGCGAGGACAACUUUGUGAGGAAAUACGCCAAAAAGAUCACCGAAUGGCCUCCAUUUGAGUGGAUGAUUCUCGCCACUAUCAUUGCCAAUUGCAUCGUCCUGGCCCUGGAACAACAUUUGCCCGAUGGUGAUAAGACGCCGCUCUCUGAACGCCUUGACGACACAGAGCCGUAUUUCAUCGGGAUCUUCUGUUUUGAGUCUGGGAUAAAAAUCCUGGCGCUGGGGUUCGCCUUCCACAAGAAUUCGUACCUGAGGAACGGAUGGAACGUGAUGGACUUUGUGGUGGUGCUCACAGGGAUUCUGUCCACUGUGGGCUCGGAUUUUGACCUGCGGACCCUGAGAGCCGUUCGAGUCUUGAGGCCCCUCAAACUGGUGUCCGGUAUUCCUAGUCUACAGGUAGUGCUGAAAUCCAUCAUGAAGGCGAUGAUCCCCCUGCUGCAAAUAGGGCUCCUGCUUUUCUUCGCCAUCCUCAUGUUUGCCAUUAUCGGCUUGGAGUUCUACAUGGGAAAAUUCCACACCACCUGUUUCGACAAUCACACAGGGGAGAUCCGAGAAGAGUUCCCAUGUGGGACAGAACUUCCAGCACGGUUGUGUCCAGAGGGUACCAUGUGUCGACAGUACUGGCUGGGUCCAAACUACGGCAUCACCCAGUUUGACAACAUCCUUUUUGCUAUCCUCACCGUCUUCCAGUGUAUCACCAUGGAGGGCUGGACUGACCUGCUGUACUAUAGCAACGAUGCCUCAGGGAGCACCUGGAACUGGAUGUACUUCAUCCCUCUCAUCAUCAUCGGCUCCUUCUUCAUGCUCAACCUGGUGCUUGGUGUGCUGUCAGGCGAGUUUGCCAAAGAGAGAGAGCGAGUAGAAAACAGAAGCGAGUUCCUCAAGCUCAGGAGGCAGCAGCAGAUUGAAAGAGAACUCAAUGGUUACUUGGAGUGGAUCUGCAAAGCUGAAGAGGUUCUCUUGGCAGAUGAUGAAAAUGAAAAUGACUACGAUGGCUCCCGCAGGAGAGCCACCAAGAACCACAAGAGCAAAGCUGAGCUUCUAAACCCAGAGGAGGGGGAGGGAGAUCUGGCAGUUGGGUCACCAUUUGCCCGUGCCAGUUUAAAAAGCUCCAAACUAGAAGGCUCCACUUUCAAGAGGCGGGAAAGGCGGUUACGCUUCUUAAUCCGACAUAUAGUCAAGUCGCAGGCCUUCUAUUGGACCGUGCUGUGCUUGGUGGGCCUCAACACAAUGUGUGUGGCCGUAGUGCACUAUGACCAGCCAGAACCACUCUCAGAUUUCCUAUUUUACGCUGAAUUUAUCUUCCUGGGAAUAUUCUUGACGGAGAUGAUGGUGAAGAUGUACGGCCUUGGAAAGCAGGCAUACCUCAACUCCUCUUUCAACUGCUUUGACUGCAUUGUGAUAUGUGGCAGCAUAUUUGAAGUGCUGUGGUCCAUCAUCCAGCCGGGCACCUCAUUCGGCAUCAGUGUUUUACGAGCUCUCAGGUUAUUGAGGAUCUUCAAGGUCACCAAGUACUGGGCAUCUUUACGGAACCUUGUUGUGUCUUUGCUCAACUCCAUGAAAUCCAUCAUCAGCUUGCUGUUCCUCCUCUUUCUCUUCAUCGUGGUGUUCGCCCUGCUGGGCAUGCAGCUCUUUGGAGGACAGUUUAAUUUUGAAAAUGGCACUCCUCCAACCAACUUUGAUACCUUCCCGGCAGCAAUAAUGACAGUUUUUCAGAUCCUGACAGGCGAAGAUUGGAACAUGGUCAUGUAUGACGGCAUCAAGUCUCAGGGCGGAGUCAACAAAGGCAUGGCCUUCUCCAUCUUCUUCAUUGUUCUCACGCUUUUUGGCAACUACACUCUGCUAAAUGUCUUCUUGGCUAUCGCUGUGGACAAUUUGGCCAACGCACAAGAGCUAACUAAGGAUGAGCAAGAGGAGGAGGAAGCUGCCAGUCAGAAAAUCGCCUUGCAGAAAGCCAAGGAGGUGGCAGAAGUCAGCCCCCUGUCAGCUGCCAAUCUCUCCAUAGCAGCCAACAAAGUACACAGUGAUUGUCACAACGCUACCGACCCCUUUCUGGACUGUAAAGAGCAACAUAAGAACCACAACAAAGGUCUCAGUAAGUCGGUGUGGGAGCAGCGCACCAAGGAGCUGAGGAGGCAGACCCUGGCUUCCAGUCGCGAGGCACUCUACAACGAGCUGGACCCCGAAGACCGCUGGAAGGCAAGGACAGGGAGGGAGGAGCACAACAAUGUGAACUUCGCACGACAAGUCCGACCUGAUAUGAAAACUCACCUGGAUCGACCUCUGGUGGUUGACCCCCUUGAGAACCGCAACAACAACACCAACAAGAACACCGAGAACAAUCCAGAACUCUGCUUUAGCCAGCAGCAUCCCACCGACAACCUCCCCACACAAACACACCUCCACCAACGCAGUGGUCAAGUCGGCCCUGUCAAACCUCCUCUAGAGCGAGGCGAGUCCACCGAGAGCAGGCGGAGCCGGAAAGGAGCUCACCACCACCGCACCUCCCAUGUCAGACUGGAUGCAACCGUUAUUCCUGGGCCGGGCUCUGAGGAGAGACCCACCAGGCGCCAUCACCACAACCGCAGUGGAACUCGUGGGGCCGGGCUGUCCGAACACAAAAAGCCCAGGUCGCAUCGCAAGACUGAGGAAGAUGAGGAGGGUCGAGAAGGAGCUGGAAAAACAGGAAGACACAAGAGCAAAGGAGUAGAUGGAGGUGGCGAGGGAGAGAAGGAGGCAGGUGGUGAUGGCAGUGAGAGGAGGCCAAGGAGGAGUCGCCAUAGCAACCAGACGGAAGGAGAGGGGAAGAAGAUGUGCCAACACCGGAGGAAGGAUGGUAGCGUCCCAAACCUCUCCACCACACGACCCAUCCAAAAGAGACUGUCUCGGCAAGACGGGCAGGACAGUGAAGACAUGGACAACCUCAUGAAUACCAAACUGGUUUCUGUCUCCACCCCUCCCAGCGAGCGUGCCCUUAAUCCAGUCGCCAACCACGCCGCCAUCGCUGGUUUUGGUUCAGCCUUCCAACUUUCUAACAGUAGCACUCGGGGGAGUUUAGUCAGAUUAGAUAGCUACGGGAACAUCGGCCAUCAUCGUGCCAACAGCGUGGUUAGGCAACCACACCCUGACUACACUGCUCUAGAUAUGCCAAUUUUUCCCUCCACCAAUGCCAUCCUGCAGGUCAAUAAAAAUGCCAACACAGAGCCAUUGCCAGCGAAGGAAGACAAAGAUGAUGAUGAUGAUGAUGCCAAGGGAGGUGAGGGAAGGCCCAGGCCCAUGCCUCCCUUCACCUCCAUGUUCAUCCUGUCCACCACUAACCCGUUUCGCCGGGCCUGUCACUACGUCUGCACCCUGCGCUACUUUGAGAUGUGCAUCCUGCUGGUCAUCGCCAUGAGUAGUAUCGCCCUCGCUGCUGAAGACCCGGUCUGGCCUGAUUCCACGCGGAACAAUGUCCUGCGUUAUUUUGACUACGUCUUCACAGGAGUGUUCACAUUUGAGAUGCUUAUAAAGAUGGUGGAUCUGGGCUUGGUUUUGCACCAGGGUUCUUACUUUCGAGACUUGUGGAACAUCCUUGACUUUAUUGUGGUUAGUGGCGCUCUGGUGGCCUUCGCCUUCACGGGGAGCAGCAAGGGAAAAGACAUCAGCACCAUCAAGUCCUUGAGGGUGCUCAGAGUGCUGCGGCCACUUAAGACGAUAAAGCGUCUCCCCAAACUCAAGGCUGUUUUCGACUGCGUGGUGAACUCUUUGAAGAAUGUCCUCAAUAUUUUGAUCGUCUACCUUCUCUUCAUGUUCAUCUUUGCUGUGGUGGCCGUCCAGCUUUUUAAGGGACGUUUCUUUUACUGCACCGACGAAUCCAAAGAGUUUGAGCGCGAUUGCAGAGGCGAAUAUUUGGUGUAUGUGCGCGAUAACGAAGUAAAGGCACAGAAGCGGGAGUGGAAGAAGUACGAUUUCCACUACGACAAUGUGGCUUGGGCCCUUCUCACCCUCUUCACUGUUUCCACUGGAGAGGGGUGGCCGCAGGUGCUGAAACAUUCAGUGGAUGCGACCUACGAGAAUCAGGGCCCCAGCCCCGGAUACCGGAUGGAAAUGUCCAUCUUUUACGUCGUGUACUUCGUGGUCUUCCCCUUCUUCUUUGUCAACAUCUUUGUGGCUCUCAUCAUCAUCACCUUCCAGGAGCAAGGAGACAAGAUGAUGGAGGAUUAUAGUUUAGAAAAGAACGAGAGAGCUUGUAUCGAUUUUGCCAUCAACGCCAAGCCUCUGACUCGCCACAUGCCCAAGAACAAGCUCAGCUUUCAGUACCGCAUGUGGGAGUUUGUGGUGUCACCGCCAUUUGAGUACACUAUCAUGGCAAUGAUUGCGCUCAACACAAUUGUGCUGAUGAUGAAGUAUGACGGAGCUUCGGACACCUACGAAGGCGUGUUAGCCAACCUGAACAUAGUGUUUACCUCGCUUUUCUCCAUGGAGUGUGUACUCAAGAUCAUCGCCUUUGGAGCACUGAAUUAUUUUAAAGAUGCCUGGAACAUCUUCGACUGUGUGACAGUUCUGGGCAGCAUCACAGACAUUCUGGUCACCGAACUUGGGAAUAACUUCAUCAACCUAAGUUUCCUGAGGCUGUUCAGGGCAGCUCGUCUCAUCAAGCUGCUGAGGCAAGGAGAAACCAUUCGAAUUUUGCUUUGGACCUUCGUUCAGUCCUUCAAGGCUCUGCCUUAUGUAUGCCUCCUCAUUGCCAUGCUCUUCUUCAUCUACGCGAUCAUUGGGAUGCAGCUUUUCGGGAACAUUGCUAUUGAAGAAGACGGGGAGAGUGCUAUAAACCAGCACAACAACUUCAGGACAUUUGUUCAGGCUCUCAUGCUCCUCUUCAGGAGUGCGACAGGGGAAGCUUGGCAUGAUAUCAUGCUGUCUUGUCUCGGGGGGAAACCAUGCGACGAGCUGUCUGGGAAUACAGAGCCGGAGUGUGGCAGCCAGGUGGCUUACCUCUACUUCGUCUCUUUCAUCUUUUUCUGCUCAUUCCUGAUGCUGAAUCUGUUUGUGGCCGUCAUCAUGGACAACUUUGAGUAUCUGACAAGAGAUUCUUCCAUACUUGGACCUCACCACCUGGAUGAGUAUGUCAGGAUAUGGGCAGAGUAUGAUCCUGCUGCCUGCGGGCGCAUUCAUUAUAAGGACAUGUACAGUUUAUUGCGAGUUAUCGACCCGCCUCUGGGCUUAGGAAAGAAAUGCCCCCAUAGGGUGGCCUGCAAGAGACUCCUUCGUAUGGACCUGCCCGUGGCUGAUGACAACACCGUUCACUUCAACUCCACCCUCAUGGCUUUGAUACGCACGGCGCUCGACAUCAAGAUCGCUAAAAUUUCAGAAGGUGGCAUCGACAAGCACCAGAUGGACGCAGAGCUAAGGAAAGAGAUGAUGGCGAUCUGGCCCAAUCUCUCCCAGAAGCAUCUGGACUUGCUGGUUACGCCCCAUAAGUCAGCGACAGACCUGACAGUGGGCAAAAUCUACGCUGCCAUGAUGAUCAUGGAGUACUACAGACAGAGCAAGGUCAAGCGUUCUCAGGCCCUUCGGGACGAGCAGAAUCGAACGCCAUUACUAUUUCAGCGCGUGGACCCUUCCCCCACCCAGGACGGGGGCCCGACCCUCAACAACGCCCUCCCUCCACCUGAGACCACAGAGACGGUGAACAGCCUCCCGGUGGAAGGGGGGCUGCCGGAGAGCCGCUCAUGGGUCACAGCCCGUGCUCAGGAGAUGUCUCAGAAGGUCGGGAGCUGGAGCCCUGAAGAUGGCCUGGGAAGCAUGACCACGUCACAGACGGUAGAGAUGAGAGAGAUGGGGCAGGAUGGUUACUCGGAUACUGAGCACUUUCCACCAAUGGAAGGCCACGGCAGGGCCGCUUCCAUGCCCCGCCUACCAGGCGACAACCAAAAGCGGAGGAAAGCGAAGCAGCGUGGCAGUCAGCUCAGUACCAUCAGUGACAACAGCCCCAUGAAGCGCUCGGCCUCGUCUUUAGGUCACAGCAGGUCAGGCCGCAGCAGCAGAGACAAAGGCGGCCCAGAUGUCUACAACAUGGAGCAUGUCAUACCGGAGGAAGGUCGAGCUCCAAGACACGGGCACAGGAGGAAAGAGCGCAGCCAUCGUGCCUCCGAGAGGUCGCUGUGUCGCUACACGGAGGCCGACACAGACAUUAACACAACCACCCAGUCAGGUGACCUGAUGUCCAAGGACCGGGAUCGAGACCGAGACCGAGACCGCGGUCGCUCCAAAGACCGCAAACACCAUCAUCACCAUCAUCACCAUCACGGUUCUGUGGACAAAGAACGGUACGUCGCCGAGCGAGGAGGCGACUACGGCCGCAAACACUCCCGCGACAGAGAGCCCGACCGGGAGAGGGAGCGAGAAAGAGACCAGCGCUGGUCGCGAUCCCCCAGCGAGGGUCGUGACUGCAUGACGCACAGACAGGGCAGUAGUUCGGUCAGUGGAAGUCCCGUUCCAUCGACCUCCGGGACUAGCACGCCACGCCGGGGCCGCCGCCAGUUGCCUCAGACGCCCGCGACGCCCCGCCCCCAUGUAACGUACUCCCCCGUAGUCCGUAAGGCCGUGCCCUCACAACCCGCCGGGCCGCAGGGACGGGCCCCAGCCCCGGCACCCCGGCGGUUAUCUCCCGAUCCCCCUCAAGGCCAGGUUCCUCUUGCUGGCGUCCCGAUGACUCACCAUGGCGCGCCCCGCCAGGGUCAUCAUCCGCCGCUUCGCUGGGGGGACACAGGUGGAGGCUCCAUGGAAGGGGAUGGCUGCUUUUAUAACCAAAAUUACGCGCCCACACAUGAACCAGUCAGUAACCCCCACCCACAUCCCUUAGCGAGCCACACACUGCCGUCUCCCCCCCAACCACAGCCACACCCUGUAAACAACCCACACCCUCACCCUUUGCCGCCUCACCCGCAGCCAAACCGUAUCUCACCUCGGACCGUCCACCACGCACCCCCUUCUACUGCCCCUCUUCAGGGCCAAGUGCAGCCCUCUGCCCAGCGCCGUCUUCCCAAUGGCUACCGCUCUUCAUCGCCCUCCACACAUCUCCAAGGACCCCAACAUAGUGGGCCUCACAAGGUCCCGCCCCCGGGGGCACACCCUAGAGGACCCCGCAAGGGCCUGCAUGAACCCUAUGGGGAGAAGCAACAGGACGACUGGUGCUAGCCUCUGGGGAUGUGGGAGUGACGGAAUGCAGUACUUUUAUAAACACUUGGAAUGUUCCGGAAAUGCUGGUCUUGCUGAGGCAUCUGAAUGAAAGAAUUAAAUAUUUCCCCCAAAAUAUAGAAGAGGUACCAAACUUCAUCACUUGAUAAACUCACACUUACUUUUAAGGAUGCAAGAAGUAGGGGCGAUCGACACUUAUGUUUCUGUGUCUUAAAUUCUGCCUCUGGUCAAGAGCUACAGCCACUUACAAGAUGUCAAGAGUUGCGACUCAAAUAAAAAGCAAAAUAAGUAAAAAAAAAACAGACAAAACAUUUUUUUUUUGCUUCCUAAAGCUAACUUAUGUUAGCUCGGAAGAAGUGGAAGUCAAUUCCAAGCCUCCCAGCCACCUGUUGAAUAUUGAUGAGUUUUAUCAUCUGUGUUUUUAAAUAAGAACAACAACAAAAAAACUUCCGGGAGUGGGUGGGACGGACAGAACGGGAUGAUGUUUACCCUUGAAGUCCUUAACCCCCACCCGGGGAACAAUACACACCACACCAUCCUCUCAGUGGCGAUGAAGGGUUGAACCCCCGAACCAGAUUUCUGCAGCAUUUCUUCUUCUUCUUCUUCUUCUUGGAUACACUGAGGCUUGAAUCUUCUGUUGCACCCCCCGCCACACAGAUUUUUUUUAAGACUUGUAAACCUGUGCAAUCUUGCAUGAAUGAUUGAAAAAAAAAAAAAGAAAUGACAAUAUUAGCAUUAAUGAGAAUCUACUGUAUGUAGGAAGGAGGAGGUCAUUCUCUCCUUCCUUCUUGUUGUAGCCUGUAGGUUUCUCUCCCUUUUUUUUAUACCGACAUUUUUGUCCCCCCCCCCCUUCCCCCCACAUGACAUUCCUCUUUUUAUAACCUAAUUUUCACUCCAGUGACAGGAAAUCAUAGACAGAAGUGAUGUGUGUUGUCGUACGUGACAAAAUGACUUUUGGCUUGCUCGUAUCUAUGUUGUGUGCCAAAUGCCUGCCACUCAUGACGGAUGGAAAUGCACUUCUUCUCUUUCUUUUGGCGGCGAUGAUCUUCGAAAGAUCAACUGGGAAAGCAGGGUAAACGCGGACAAGCGUGACGUUAACGGAAACAUUUUCCAAGGUCUUCCAGAGGGAAAGAGAAGAAAGGAGAGAAACGCUUUGUUUUCUUUGACCAUAACAGGGGAGAACAUAAACAAACUAACUCUGGGUUGCAACUCUUACCCAUUGCAUUGUGCGAGAUGAUCUUGCGUGGUCUGCGGUUAUUUGAAUAGAGGCGUUAUGAGAACAUUAAUGUCGAUUUAUGGUUGGCAUGGCGAGCAAUACGUCGAACGUCAGCCAAGGCUGCCCUUUUGUCGCCGACUCUGUUCGUCGUCUGGACAGACUUUCUAGAAGAAGUUGUCCAGUUUAGGGGUUUUGGGUUGGGGGUGAGGUCUUGAGGGGUGGAGUAUUUUAAGUAUUUUGGGGUCUUGUUUACAAGUGAGGGAAGUCAAGAGCGUGCGAUAGACAAGCCAGGGCUUGUUUGUGUCCCCAUUUCAGUCUUCAAGGCCCCUUCUACACUAAGCCGGCUUAGUGUAGGCUUAGAUAUCCAGGGUAGAUCCCAUCUAACCUUACCCUUCUCCACACACGCACAAUGUUCGUUUAAGACCACCUCCGUCUGCCGGCGCAACGCGACCUCGUAUGCAAUGCGCGGAAAAUGCGCACGUCAUAGUCACCUUUAGUGUUGCUUUGUGUGCAAGUUCUUAAAUUAAAUAUAACUUAUCUGAACAGUAUCCAGUGUUGUGGUAUUUCAAUUAACUGGAAUCCAGUGUGCUGUGGGGCCCUUUUGUAGUGAAUCACACCUGAGACAUCAUAAAUGAAUCAAAUCUUUAAUGGACGUGUGAAAGUAAACAGUGUGACAAAUAACAUUUUACAACAAUCAAUCGAGGGAUCCAGAUAUCUGGUCAGGACACUCCUCACUCUUUUGCCCUCACUUUCAUUGCCCAUUCAUUUUUGGUGACUUUAUAUACUCUGGACCGAGACGUUGAGUCCACGACAUACAUGGCGGACAAUAACUGAUGCAGUCUGCUUUGCCAGUCCAAAUGCAUUCGCUGUUUUCCGUAGUCUUCCCUCGACGGCCAGGUAAUACAAAUACCGCAUUCUCGUUGUCUCUCCUUCGAUAAAUGGACAAAGUUUUUCGGUAAGUAGAAUCACAGCUGACCUAGAUAUUCGAAAGUUAUUUUGCUGUCUGAAAUGUGUUGUAUCCGAAAUAGCUGCAAUCGCGCGUUUCCUUCACUUAAGGUAUUCAUGUGUGAUUCCCACAAGUGUCUGUACAUGGAGAAGAAGGAGAAACACGUGCAUGUCUGGAUGACUCGCCUCCAUCUUUCCAGUGGUUAGCUCCGGUUGUUAUGAAGCUGGCUGUGGCGCGUUCUUUCCGAACUCAGUUUGUAAACGAUCAAUGAGUCCAUACAAAGCUAAGAGCCGGAGAUUCAAGAAAUACACGACGCACUUACUUAUUAUCCAAGGAGGGGGACCUUAGACAAUAGUUUAUUGUAGCUGACACGGGGAUUAGGCUAAAUAAUUAUUAGUUUAAGGCAGGGGUAGGGAACCUACGGCUCUAGAGCCAGAUGUGGCUCUUUUGAUGACUGCACCUGGCUCAGAUAAAUAUUAGCUGACAUUGCUUAACACGAUAAGUAAUGAAUAACUCCGUUGGUAAUCAGUGUUAAAAAUAACGUUCAGAAUAUAAAACAUUCUCAUGCACCUUAAUCCAUGAAUUCGUUUUCUUCUGCACCUGUUCAUUAAUGGUAAGAAGUAUUUUAUUUAUUAUUGGUUAACUUCAAAAUGACAAUGUUAUUAAAAAGAAUAAAAGACUAUUAAAAUGUUGGUCUUACUUAAAAAUGCACACAUUUAGUUGUAUUUAGUGUUAUAAAAUAUUGUACACCUCUCACGGAAAUACAUUUUAAAAUAUUUGGCUUUCGUGGCUCUCUCAGCCAAAAAGGUUCCAGACCCCUGGUUUAAGGAGUUAUCCGGCUUAAUGUAGACAGGGCCAAACAUUACUCGUGUGACAGGUCAAGGCAGGACUAUUCAACUGGCCAUACGGCCCGACCAUACCGACCCACCAGUUCAUUCAAAACUUGGGAGACUAACAUUUUUGAAGUACAUUCCUAAAACCACCAAUGAUCCUGUUGUAUAGAGGAACUUAGACCACUGUAAAUUCAUUGGCAGAUACUUGAAUUGAAAUGUUUAACCUUAAUAGCAAACCUAAAACACUUGGGUCCAAACUUUGGAUUUACAUGAGGCGUUCCUUAAGGCACCCCUUUCAGUCCUCUCUUUUUUGGCAGUUACAUAUGUCUUUUGUAAUGUGAGUCGAGUCAUGUAACUAAGGUGUUGCUGUAGCUUGUUUACUUUAGUCGCCAUUGGUUCGACUUCUUUACUUAUACUAGUGGUGUUCCUCAAGGUUCCAUUUUAGGACCUCUCUUUUUCAUCAUUUGGGCUAUUCAACUGGUUCAAAAACUUAUGAGAGGCUCACGUUUUUGUAGCCGAUUCUUAAAAACACUAGCUGGUCUUUGACUAGUAGAAGUUUCCUUAAAAACAGCAGAGUACUCUUGUAGCUCUGACAAAAAAAAACUGACCAAAAUCAAAUGUCUCCUGUACUGUAGAGGACGCUGGUUCUCUGGAAUAUAGAAAAUAAGAGUAAGAGUAAAAGGGACAAGUUCGGUGUCCUGGUCCUUAGCUUUCUAGAAAAGUUAGCAGCUUGUAAAGGUGACUAUGUGGGUGGUAUUUCAUAUCUAUAGGGCUAUUUCUUGACAACUACAACAUCAGUUCAAUUAAUUAGUCAUGUGUUUACACUCCAGAUAAAAAAGUUUAUAUGAAAUGGUAAAGGGGGAAAACAAAGUUUAAUAUCUAUUACCACAGCUUAAACUUUAAUUGAAAAGUAAACAAAACACAAUAUUUGGGCAAAAACUAUGAAAAAAAACAAACCAAUGUUUUUACACAUAUCGUUAGAGGAAAGGUUUGGCUACAAUAUGAAUUAAUUGAUUGGUUGAUUGAAACUUUUAUUAGUAGAUUGCACAGUUCAGUACAAAUUCCCUACAAUUGACCACUAAAUGGUAACACCCGAAUAAGUUUUUCAACUUGUUUAAGUCGGGGUCCGCGUUAAUCAAUUCAUGGUAAUGAAUUUAAAUAGUAAGGUCGAGUUAGAAAUACAACUAUAUAUCUGUCACCACGGCAGCAUUUGAAGCGAUGCCAAAGUAGCGAUUAUCUCAACGGGCUUUUUUUCUAAACUACCAUGAUUACAAAAAGUAUGUUUACUCACGCUACAAUAAAAGUUUAAUUGAGACGAAGUAUAAUUGUGCCCGUGAAGUAAUUCAGCCCAUCAAAGCAGAACAAGCAAACACCUGCAGAGCACGACCACCACUAAUGAAGUGACCGGUCGCCAUAAUUAUGCCUGGCACAGUUUGCAGUAAUGUGGUCAUAGUCUGACCGACUGACACUGCUGUCCCAUGCAACGUGACCUUGGAUAAGCGGAAUAAAAUGCAUAGGUGUCGUUUGCAAGUCUAGCCGAGGUCAGUCCGUCACUCCUCUAGUAUUAGUUAACCCCUUAAACAAGGGAAAAGAUGUCCAAGCCUUCUUAUGGUCCAAGAAAACGCUCACAUGUAAAUAUCUCAUUUCUUUCUGUGUGUGUGCCUCAAACUAACACUUUCUUUUGGUCUCACGCUUACAAUUUUUUUUAAUUUUUUUUUUACUUUUAUCUGGAGACCGAUCACAUGUUGACCAGAGAAUGCACUGAGAAAAAUAGCAAAGACAAAAAAAGAAGAAAAAAAAAGAAUUGCCUAUCAGUGUCUUUCCAACCUCAGCGGAAUGUCACGUAUUUUUUCGCAACACUUUCAGAUAAAACACAAGCUAUGUAGCCAAUGCUUCUUUUCUGUGUGUGUGUGUGUGUGUGUGUGUGUGUGUGUGUGUGUGUGUGUGUGUGUGUGUGUGUGUGUGUGUGUGUGUGUGUGUGUGUGUGUGUGUGUGUGUGUGUGUGUGUGUGUGUGUGUGUGUGUGUGUGCGCACAGUUGUAUUUCUCUUUUUGCAGCACAUUCCACUUUUUUGUAUUCUGAGGUCCAUUUGACUUUGCGUGAAUAUUGUGAGGGAGGAGGUCUUGUUGUGUGAUGUGUGAAUGAGGCAUGCACACGUCUUAUCAUCCCCUUUUUUUAUUUGUGUGUGUGUGUACAUACUGCGGUGAAAUCCACACCAAUUAACCACACACACACACAUCAUCUGCAAAAAGCAACGUAUAAGCCGCAAACGCGAAGAAAAAAAACGUUUUUGUUUAUGGUUUUUUUAUUACACACAUACACACACACACACACACAAAGGUGAAAAAAUAUCUAGCUCAAGAACUGCAUGUGCUAUGUGCAUGCCACACUGUGGGUUAUACAGUCAUCUUCAGGACAUAACAGAAAAACAGACUGAUGAAUUAAUAGAUAUGAAAAGAAGAAAAGAUGUAUAAAUAGAUGUUUUUGUUUUUUUAAAAAGCAACCUUUCUUUUUUCCUUCUAUUUUUGAGAACAAAAAUACUGCAAAAAAGACAAAAAAAAGAGACUUUGGCGAGAGUCUAUUUUUGAUUUUUGUCCUCUGUGACAUGGGCUUGAGGCACAACACAACCAUGUAGAAAAAUGACAACAAAUGUACACAAGUGCAGAUCUGAUGAUGAUGAUGAUGAUGAUGAUGUGUUUUGUCGAUAUCGUUCGUGCAGCGGGAGGAGGGAUCGGGUUGGAAGGUUUCAAAUUGGAUGUUAUUAAAGAUCUCUAUUCUCUCA
This is a messenger RNA of Nerophis ophidion (straightnose pipefish), 13897 nucleotides long. It is a transcript of the gene cacna1aa, whose product is annotated as calcium channel, voltage-dependent, P/Q type, alpha 1A subunit, a. Lineage: Eukaryota; Metazoa; Chordata; Actinopteri; Syngnathiformes; Syngnathidae. Gene Ontology annotation, biological process: calcium ion import across plasma membrane; chemical synaptic transmission. The record is from RefSeq and is a predicted model, not a curated record. Bases 676 to 8121 code for a protein of 2481 amino acids. Gene Ontology annotation, molecular function: high voltage-gated calcium channel activity. The transcript is spliced from 49 exons. Gene Ontology annotation, cellular component: neuronal cell body; voltage-gated calcium channel complex; membrane.